GCUAGCAACUGGCCCCGGCGCGUGCGCCCAACGGCUUGCAUUGCACCGCAAGGGCUGCCCGGUUCGUGGCUACGAGACGAGACGCAACAGCUGCCCGUCCUGGGUGAUACGCGGCGCGCCGUUCCGCGUCGCCGGUUCUCCUCGUAGGUCAGAAGCUGUUGGGGGCAGCCCAUGAUGGCGCGCCGCCUCCUCCUCCUCCUCCCCACCAUCAAAGCCAUGAAGACGAAGAAGACCGUCUCGAAACCGACGAGCUGGACCUACCUGGAACGCUUCUGCUUCUCCGCAACGCCUGAUGAUCAAGAGGAGAAAACAGGUGAUCCUCCAGUCCUCGAGCUCCACGCGAACUUCGAGCUGAAGGUCAAGCAUCGGGGCGGUUCACUCUUGAUGUACUUUGAAGAGGGGGCCAACGCCUUUCCUUCGAUCGCCAAUAAAACUUUCACCGAGCUCAGUCUCGAAGAGAGGUAUGCCAAAGCCACGGUCGCCUACGACUUCCUCAUGGUCGACGGGCAGGAGACGACGUCCACCAAGAAGUCGUACUUGAUUUCAAGAAGCCCCAGAUUUGUCUACUUAGUGUGGAGCAACUACAACACGAGGUGCAACGAGAAGUGCUCUUCCGACUUUCAGAACGGUAGUUUGUCAAUCGCCCAGCAGGCGCAAUUAAUCUCGUGUGACUUGGAGUAUAAGAAUAGGUGCAUGGGUCCGACGGAGAUCGAAUACGAAUUCCACCUGUGGAACGGGAACGAGUGGGGCAAGGAAUUUUCUGCCGAUGAAGAUGCACUGCCCGUUACGUCCAUCCUACUCUUCUGUCUGCAAACACUUUGUUUAGUGGCAGCUUAUCGAGUACGCGUAAGGUUGGAGGCGGGCGGGAAAAAACUCCAUUUAACAACUAGAGUUUUGACCGAGGCCGUGGCCUUCGAGUGGGUCGCCCUACUCCUGAGGAUGUGCUUCUACUUGAGGUACCAGGGCAAGGGCCAGGCGCCCUUGUGGUUGGACACGUUGUCGCGAGUCUGCCACGGCGUCGCCGAUGUGGAAAUUGUCAUACUCCUCGUGUUACUGGGCAAGGGCUGGACGAUCGUACGCCACAAGUUACGCGUCGCGUCGCGCAUGAAGCUCGCGGCCUUUGCGGCGACGUACGCCAUGGCAUCCUUCGCGUGUCUGGCCCUGUGUGGAAAUCAGAUUCGGGCGCCCCCCGCCAUCGACGCGACGUUGGCCCCGUGGCCGCGUCGGAACCUAACUCACUGGUUGAUUUCCACACAGGCCUGGCCUGGUCGCAACGCGUCAGAAACGACGUCGAAGUACAAUUCGCCUAUGCCGGUUCGACAGGUAUCUUUUUAGCCGUUCUACGAUUAGUAGCGUGCGCCUGGUUCCUCAAGGCCGUGACGGAUACCAUAAAACAUUUCCCCCAGAAGCAGGCUUUUUGUAGGGUACUUAGAGUCUUAGGCGCGAUGUGGUUGCUGGCCACACCUAUCGUAAUAUUCGUCGCGCACAUGGCCGAGGACCCCUACCGACGAGAAAUCUUCGAGAUCGGCGAAGCGACGUGUUUCUUCCUGGGCCAGGCUGGGUUAGUUGCGUUGUACGCGCUGGGUGGCAAGGACACGUCCAGGGGCUGGUUCCAAAGAGACACGGAACGUGUGAGAAGGCCUCGACGGUCCGACGCCAUCGGCGCGCCGCCUCUCCGCGACUCCUUCGACGACAAAAAAGUUCCAGGCGACUUCGACAUUCUGACCAGUGGUAGAAGGCGUUUGAGGGUCGACGACGAGUUCGAGCGGAAUCAUAUAAGGAAGAUUGGGAAAGUAGCGAAGGCCAUCACGGAGCGCGUCUCAAAACUCAGAGAGGAGGCCGCGGCUUUCGGGGACGCUCUAUCCGCGGCUUUUGUGCCGGCGAAGUUCGACCAAGAUUUAAGAGUGCGGACGCCUCCUAGAAGGCGGCCGGAUGAUGGCGACCGGUGGCGGGCCCGCGACGACGGCGAGGCGCCGCGUCCUCUCCAAAGAUCGGGGUCCGCGCUCGACGACGCUUUGGACGAGGCGCUGCCCGAGUACUCGUCGGCGCGGCGGCGGCUCGGUUCUUCUGGUAGUUUUCGGUCGCAGAAGCCGGCUAAGAUCUAUACCUAGU
Molecule: messenger RNA, 2112 nt
Organism: Pelagomonas calceolata
Lineage: Eukaryota; Pelagophyceae; Pelagomonadales; Pelagomonadaceae
Source: the annotation of a GenBank genome assembly